Gongylonema pulchrum is the source of this 333-nucleotide messenger RNA. Lineage: Eukaryota; Metazoa; Nematoda; Chromadorea; Rhabditida; Gongylonematidae. The record is from the annotation of a GenBank genome assembly.
AUGCUUAUUGCAUGGAGGCUCACUGUGCUUGGUGAGCUGGCAAAAAGUGACAGCAAACAUUUUUUGUUACUAUUCCGGGACCAGAAAUGCCGUUAUUUGGGUGCAUAUAGUUGGGAUCAGCAAUCGGACACGGCUCAUCGUAUUCACGGGCGUGGUCCAAAUAUCUGCCAUGAAUCGAUGAUGCAUCUCAUGUUCAAGUAUGAUUCGGGUGCAAAAACAUUUUCGCAAAUUCCAACGAAGCACCUCUCGGCAACAAUCGAUGGUUUUACGUUACAGGAUCAGUAUACGCAAGCUCCGAAGAUUCCACACAGUGCCAGCAGUAUGAGCAGGUAG